Molecule: messenger RNA, 3894 nt
Organism: Harpegnathos saltator (Jerdon's jumping ant)
Lineage: Eukaryota; Metazoa; Arthropoda; Insecta; Hymenoptera; Formicidae
Product: netrin receptor UNC5B
Exons: 13
Coding region: 641-3661 (1006 amino acids)
Biological process (GO): netrin-activated signaling pathway; motor neuron axon guidance
Cellular component (GO): membrane
Molecular function (GO): protein binding; netrin receptor activity
Source: RefSeq, a predicted model, not a curated record
GUAUAUAUAGAGGUGCGCGCACGCCGGCAAGUUCAGUCGUCCAGCGCGUGCCGAGCGGCGAGCAUCGUGUAGCCACCCUCCCUUGGCACGAGCGAGUCCCUCGUUCUCCCCCGUGUCGUCCGGUCACGUGUCCCACCCCCGGUUCGGCUUCGUCCGCUCCAACGCAAGUGCAACCGUGCAAGUGCGAGCACCCUCGCUCGGACUCGUCAUGCAGCCUGCUACGUGAGUCGCGAGUAAUUGGCGCCGACGCUCCUUCUUUUUCCUCCUCGUCGUCAUCGUCGUCGUUGUCCUCGUCUUUCGCUGCUCGGCCUGGACGCGGCCUGAGCCGAUGGGACUUGGUCCGCUGUGAGGAACCUGCGCGAAUUCGACCGGGACAGUUUCCCGCGUGCGGCCGGCCGCGCGCGAUUCAACGGCGACGAUGCUCGCGGAGGACGCGCGCCGAGUAGCGCAGUAUGAGCGACUGCAUCUCCCCCUGAUCCGCGUCGACGUGGUCCGCCGGCGAUUAUGAGGCCCGGGAUCGCCGUGCGGGACUGAUCAGGCAAGAUCGCGCGAUCCGGUCAGCAGGAGUAUGAGGUUUGCCGCGGCUGACCGCACCAAGAGAUGAGACACCGGCUUGCGCGGAGUGAGAUGUGAAUUCACGAUGGAGCUGCGGAUCAGUAUACUCCUGUUGACGCUCCUCCGGCUCGUCAGCACUCUCGAAAGCACGAAGGAGGAGGACGACGCCGAGGAGGACGACGAGGAGAGCUAUCCCGUGGAGGACUACGAUUACAGUGACUACGAAACCGCGACCAUAGCCAGCGAUACCGAUCUCAUCGCCGGCCGUUCGCUGCCGAUCUUCUUGGCGGAGCCUGUCGACACGUUCGUCGUCAAGGGGAAACCGGCGACGCUGCACUGCCGCGCCGCACACGCUCUUCAGGUGUAUUUUCGCUGCAACGGCGAGCGGGCUGAGCGUUCGCAGCAGCAGGAUUUCGUCGACCCUCGCACUGGAACGAGGGUCGUCGAGGUCGAGUUGAACGUGACGAGAAACGAGGUCGAGGAGUACUUCGGGAGGGAGAGAUUCAAGUGCGAGUGCGUGGCUUGGUCGGGACCAGGUCAAAUUCGAGGGCAGCCCGCUACGGUUGAGGUCGCCUACCUGAAGAAGCACUUCAUAUCGCCGCCGUACUCACUGUUGGUGGAAGUCGGCCGCAACGCUGAGCUACGAUGUUCGCCGCCGGUGGGCAUGCCGCAGCCCAAGGUCUACUGGCUGAGGAACGGCUCGCCCCUCGAGACGACGACGACGGCCGCUUCCGGCGCCUCCGAGGUGAACCCUAACGACGUGUCUGCGAGCAGCUUCGUACAGUCUGCCGACGGGCACCUGCUGCUGGGCGAGGCCGAACUGAGCCAUCAGGGGAACUACUCGUGCGUCGCCGAGAACUUAGCUGCGAGGAGGGUCAGCGAGCCGGCAGUGCUCACGGUGUAUGUGAACGGCGGGUGGUCGUCCUGGUCCGGCUGGUCGGAGUGUAGCGUUCGCUGCGGUAGAGGCGCACAAAAGAGGACAAGAACGUGUACAAAUCCCGUUCCAAUCAACGGCGGUCAAACGUGCCCAGGGCCAGCCACACAAAGGGUAGAAUGCAAUCCUUCCUGUCCCGCGGUUGACGGCAGAUGGUCAACUUGGUCCUCGUGGUCUGCAUGCGGUCCCGAUUGUUCGAGAGUAAGGAGGAGAUCCUGCAACGACCCCCCGCCUAGCAACGGCGGUCGUCCCUGUCAAGGCAAGGACGUCAUCGUCGAGUCCUGCGUCACGGAUCGAUGUAAUGCACUCGGACAAGACGGGCCGAGGGUAUUCAAGGAAGCGACUCGGGCGGUCGAUCAUAGAAACAUCCUCGCGUUGUGGAUCACUCUGAGCCUAGCCGCGGUUAUCUUGGCGUUGACCACCAUCUUCUUCGUCCGCUUCAUGCGCCGGAAAGAGCGGAUGGAGGCGCUGUACGGCGUCGCGCGGCUGGACUUCCGACGUCCGGGCGAUCUCGCCAAGUCCGUCGUCUCCAAGAACGAGCGCGCUAACGUCUUGGCUAAUGACCGGCGCCUCGAGCACGUGAUUGACGAGACGAACGCCGCCCGGUUACCCAGAUCCUGCUCGGAGCAUCAUUACGACGUCCCGCAAUUGUCAUUACCGUCGACAACGAGGCCGUCACCGAGCUCCUCCGUAACUAGGUCCUCCUGCAAGAAUUCGCAACGGGGACGCUGCAUGUCGGAUAACGAGGAGGGUCGAUCUUCCCGCUCGACGUGCCAAGCGAAUCCGGAGAGCACCAACGAGGACGACGACGAGCAGGACGACGACGACCGGCCGGACGAAGACGAACGGCUGUCGGCGGAAGACGACCGCGCCGGCGACGGCUUCAUCGUGAGAGCCUUGAUCGACGAGCAAGGCGCGCUUCUGGUCGUGCCCGAGGUGGGCGUCUCGAUGUCUGUACCGGAAGGCGCGAUCUCGCGCGGUCGUCGGCACAGCCUGCACCUCGCCGUGCUCGGGGACAACUCCUUCAGGCCGAACCUCCCACCCGGGCUGACUCUGCUGUCCGCCGUGGUGGCUUGCGGCCCGCCGGGCGUCGAUCUCGUGAAGCCUGUGAUCCUCCAGUUCGAGCACUGCGCCGAGCUGAGAACCGGCAACUGGGAGCUGAGUCUGUGGUCCGCGGAGAUCGACCUGGAGACCGGCUCGACCAACUCCGCGAGCUCGUCCAGCGGCUCGAGCUCGUCCGGUGCGACGGUGUGGCGCAAGGUGCUGAUGUUGGGCGGCGACCCGACGAAUCUGCCGGGUCAGCCGUUCGCGCAGCUCGACCAUGCUGGCGUGUUCCUCGUCACGGAGACGCCGAGUGUGUACGCGGUGGCUGGCGAGAAUUCCGUGGUCGCGCCCGGCUUGGCCGUCAAGCGCCUCUGCUUGGCGGUUUUCGUGUCACGCGAGCGCGACUACGUCAGGUGCCACGUGCUCGAAGACACCAAGGCGGCGUUCAAGCUAGUCAGCGAGCAGGAACGUCGUUUAGGCAGCAGCCAUAUCGAUCACGGCACCCUCGGAUUUCGCGCUAGCGGCACCUCGCUUCGCGUCGACCUCGAGGAUCGAGAGAGCGGCUUCGCGGAGCGGCAGGAGAUACCGUACCGGCGCAUCUGGUCGUCCUCGAGGACCAGCAUUCGGCGUUCCUUCAGGAUAGAGAAAAUCGUCGGCGACCUCAGACUCGGUUUCGAGCUUCGCGCUUGCCAGCGCGGCUUCGAGGAUCAAGGCUUGCUGCUGAGGAUUGAUCUGGACCUCGUGAAGAGGAACAAUAUGAACGGCAAGAGGAACGGUAAAGCGGAAUCCUCCGUUGUCCUGCGGAGCAAAAGCUCGACGAGGUCCACGGAAUCCGUCAUUCCGAGACCUUUCAGAUUUUCCAAGACGCUGAGGAAGCAACUAUGCCAAUGUCUGGAUCCGCCAAGCGCGCGCGGCAACGACUGGAGAAUGCUGGCACAGAGAUUGCAAGUGGAUCGAUACGUUGACUACUUCGCGACGAAGGCGAGUCCGACCGAGCAUAUUCUGGACUUGUGGGAGGCCAGACAUCGCGAAGCUACGGCUCUGGCGGAUUUGCUGAACCAUUUAAGACUGAUGGGGCGCGUCGACGCGGCCAAUGUACUCGAGAGCCGCCUGGGGCCAUGGAUCUAAGAGAUUACGGAGAAUGAGAGAAAGAAAAGAAAGAGAGGAGUCACUACACACACACACACACACACUGCCACGCGACGUAACGACGCGCGGAUUUGUAACGCGAGACGAGUUUUUGUACAUAGAGUAGUCAUUACAUAUACGGCAUUAACAAAGAGGACGUAAGAAACAAAGUAUGUUGUAUAGAUAUUGGUCAUAUUUGUACAUACAAGUGGUUUACAACAAAUACCUGCGAG